This is a messenger RNA of Penaeus monodon (black tiger shrimp), 1313 nucleotides long. Its product is annotated as nicalin-like. NCBI's taxonomy places the organism in Eukaryota, Metazoa, Arthropoda, Malacostraca, Decapoda, Penaeidae. Gene Ontology annotation, biological process: regulation of signal transduction. The record is from RefSeq and is a predicted model, not a curated record. Gene Ontology annotation, cellular component: endoplasmic reticulum membrane. The transcript has 12 exons. Bases 1 to 1146 code for a protein of 381 amino acids.
AUGCUAGAGAGUGAUACUCAGCUGGGGUCCCUUUUGCGGGGCACUGUCUUCAGAUGGAUAUCAGAUGUAGUUGGUGGUAGUCAGUCAAAGCUAAUGUCAGACCAUGUCAGUUGCAAAUAUCCAAGGGAAACUAAGGGCUAUGGUGUGGAGGGAACAGCUGCCAACAGUAGAGUUGUGGCUCACUAUGAUGCAUUUGGAGCCGCCCCCAGUAAGGAAUUAAUACUUAUAGAGCUAUGGUUUGGAUUGCAACAUCUCCCAAUUUCACUUAUUCAUGAUUCACAGUGGACCACUGAGACCCCCUUUGGGAUGCUGUUCCAAGAAAACCAAAAGGAUAACCCCCGGCACAUAUUUUUUCCCAGGAUGUCACAGUAUAUUUCUGAAGAAAUUUUGUUUGUAGUUGGGGUGUUACACAGACUGAUAAGAAUUUGGAAUGCAGCCUUAAAUGUGUUCCAAUACAUCAGUGACUAUGAAAAAGCAUUUUUAGGGCUGCCAGCAUUGACCAUUCUUAAUCAGCGUGUGACAUCAGAAAUUUUGUUUAAGCCCAUCAUAAAAGGUGAUACCUGGAGUGUAACCAAGACACAAAUAUUUAAUGCCGCAAAUCAAGAUUUGAUCAUACAAUUAUACUUCCAGCAUCCAAAAACUGGUGAACGGGGGAGCAUCCUUGACACGCCAGACAGUAUUGAUGUAGAUGCCCUUACUCGCAACACAGCUGUGAUUGCAACUUCUCUUCUUCAACACAUUUAUAACACAUCAGUUGAUGAAAUAUUUUCAGAGGGUUUGGAGGUUACAAGAGAGAGUGUGCAGUCUUGGUUAGACUUGAUGAGCUCCCAGCCAAGAUCUCCACAGCUACUUUCAGGGAAGAAUAACCCACUAGUCUCUACUCUUCACCAAGUACUGUCCAGAUAUACCAAUGAAGCUCGUGUAACCUAUGUAAAGGCAGACAAGAGGGAUCCUGAGUGGGCUUUCUACGACGUAACCAAAACCACCAUGGCUGCCUAUGCCGUCAAACCUGCUGCCUUUGAUUUCCUCCUUACCUUGGCCAUUCUAAGUUACCUGGGAGUGAUCUAUGUGUUCCUACAGUACUUCCCAAAGAUCUAUGUCAUGAUGGCCAGAAUCACCUCUCCGCGCAAAUCUAAGGUUCAUUAAUUAGAUUUUGUUGUAUAAUAUGUUGUUAGCUUCUUUAUGCAUUGAAUUAAAUGCAAUACAAUUGACUGUAUGUAUGUAUCUUAUGUUUAUCUGUGUUUAAUAUUUCUACAAUUGUGUGAAGUUUGAGAGAUAUCUUCUCCCUCAGUUUAUACAUGAAAAUUUCUGAA